UACGUAUAUACAGAGAGCCCGGUCACUCACUCAUAAGCAGCCGGAGUAAGCGGGUGUGACGCAGGUUUCACCACCAUGAAAUUCCUCCUAGUCUUGAUCGCCGCUGCAUUUGCAUCAGGGUCCCCCGUGAGGGUGAUCGACCGCACCGCUGACGAGCUCAAGUGUGGCAUCUGUCAACACCUCACACAGGAUCUGCACAAUGUCCUGUCGAAAGAAGACACACAGACCAAGGUGGUGAGCGGCCUGAUGUCUCGCUGCGAGGGUUUGGUCGAGGGGCAGAGCGAGAAAUGUCGAGACAUCGUUCACGGCGUCGCUCCCAGCAUGUUGUCCCUCCUCGCCGACAACGUCCAUCCGUACGUCAUGUGCAGCACCCUGGAGAUGUGCCCCGUCGAACACGUGGAACACGAGGAAAGGGAGGUGGAACAAGUGGACAGAACAACGGUGUGCGAGUUCUGCCAGUUCGCCAUCAACAUCGUGGAGAAAUACCUCGAGAAGAACGCAUCCCUUCCCAAGAUCAACGAAACGCUCUACGGCUUCUGCAACAGUCUCCCUGACCCUCUCAAGUCAGAGUGCCUCAAGUUCGCUCCAGCUGUCGUGAAAGCCUUGGCAGAUGGUGUUGACCCCCACCAAGCCUGUGUUAAGGCCAAAGUCUGCCCCAGUGAAACCCUGGAACAUCCUCUUCCCUGGAACGCCGUCUCCUGCGAUGUAUGUAAUAGAGUGACGGAGACCAUGUUCCACGAAGAUGCCGGUGCGGUAUGUAUGGAUCUGAAGAUCUGUCUCCGUCCAACGCUUCCAGCAGUAAGACAAGAGGUUCACCCGGAACCCCAGCAGGAGGUCGGCGCUGGACCAGGAUGUGACUUGUGCGAGUUCCUCAUCAACACCAUCGACCAGUACCUGCAACAAAACAAGUCUGAGGCGGCCAUCAAUGCCACAAUCACCAAAUUCUGUAACGAACUGCCAGAACCAAUCAAGGACACCUGCAACGGUUUUGCUCCCCAGCUUGUGAAACUUCUAUCCCAAGGAGUCGAUCCCGAGCAGGCGUGCACCAAAAUAGGACUGUGUGCGACUCGUCAUGAACCAGAGCUGGAGCCUCAGAGGGAGGAGGUAGAUGAACCUGAACAGGAGCCUCAGAGGGAGGAGGUAGAUGAACCUGAGCUCGAGCCUCAGAGGGAGGAGGUAGAUGAACCUGAACAGGAGCCGGAGGAGGAGGAACAGGGGAUUGUGGAAGAUGGACCUGGAUGUGAGCUGUGCGAGUUCCUCAUCAAUACCAUCGACCAGUACCUGAAGGAGAACAAGACAGAGGCGGCCAUCAAUGCUACAGUCACCAACUUCUGUAACGAGCUGCCAGAACCACUCAAGGACACCUGCACUGGCUUCGCCCCUCAGUUGAUCAAGAUUCUGGCCGAAGGAGUCGACCCCAAGCAAGCCUGCACCAAGAUCGGACUGUGCUCAAGCUCACAGGAAGAACAUAUCGAGGAACAUGUAGAACACGAAGAACAGCACGAAGAACAACACGUUGCUGCUGGACCUGGGUGUGAGCUGUGCACGUUCCUGAUCAACACCAUCGACCAGUACCUGAAGGAGAACAAGACAGAGGCGGCCAUCAAUGCCACAGUCACCAACUUCUGUAACGAGCUGCCAGAACCACUGAAGGAUACUUGCACUGGCUUCGCCCCUCAGCUGAUCGCUAUCCUGGCUAAAGGAGUCGACCCCCAGCAAGCCUGCUCCAUGAUUGGACUGUGCUCAAGCACACAGGAAGAACACGUCGAGGAACAUGAAGAACAUCAUGAAGAGCAACACGUAGCUGCUGGACCCGGAUGUGAGCUGUGCGAGUUCCUCAUCAACACCAUCGACCAGUACCUGAAGGAGAACAGGACAGAGGCGGCCAUCAAUGCCACCGUCACCAAAUUCUGUAACGAGCUGCCAGAACCACUCAAGGAUACAUGCACUGGCUUCGCCCCUCAGUUGAUCAAGAUUCUGGCUGAAGGAGUGGACCCUAAGCAAGCCUGCACCAAAAUCGGACUGUGCUCAAGUUCACAGGAACACGUAGAGGAACACGUAGAGGAACACGUAGAGCAUCAUGAGGAACAACACGUUGCUGCAGGACCUGGAUGUGAGCUGUGCGAGUUCCUCAUCAACACCAUCGACGAGUACCUGAAACAGAACAAGUCUGAAGCUGCUAUUAAUGCCACAAUCACCAAAUUCUGUAACGAACUGCCCGAACCCCUCAAGGACACCUGCAACGGCUUUGCUCCUGAACUUGUGAAGAUUUUAGCCGACGGCGUGGAUCCCAAGCAGGCCUGUGUGAAGAUCGGACUGUGCGCAUCAUCAUCCUUAGAAAGUAUGAAGGAGAAGCCAACGACAGUGGACAGAGAAGAAGCGGGCCCCGGAUGUGAGCUGUGCGAGUUCCUCAUCAACACCAUCGACCAGUACCUGAAGGAGAACAGGACAGAGGCGGCCAUCAAUGCCACCGUCACCAAAUUCUGUAACGAGCUGCCAGAACCACUCAAGGACACUUGCACUGGCUUCGCCCCUCAACUGAUCGCUAUCCUGGCUGAGGGAGUCGACCCCAAACAAGCCUGUACCAAGAUCGGACUGUGCUCAACGGAGAGUUUCGGCCACCAGGUUGAAGAAGCGUCCACGGAACCGGAGGGCCAGUUCACCUGUUAUCUCUGCAAGCUGCUAGUGGAGACCCUUGACUCAUACCUGAAGAACAACCACUCAGCGCCCGCCAUUAACGCAACACUCCAAAAGAUCUGUGCGUCCCUACCCACAGCCUUGCAGAUUGAGUGCAAGGUGCUGACUCCUCUACUGAUCAAGGAACUCGUUAAUGGUUUCAACGCUAGCAAGGCGUGCACCAACAUCAAGGCCUGCCCCAAAAACACCGAAGAAAUCCUGACCCGACUUGCCCGCAGCCUCACCCAUGAAGUGAGCAUGGUUGGUGAUGUGAAGUGUUCCAUCUGCAAGGACCUGAUCGGCGUCAUUGACUUAGACGUCAAUGCUGACGAGGCGAAGACCAAGAAGCAGUUUGAAGAUGUCUGCCACCGUCUGCCCCCACCCACAGAUCAGAAGUGUCUCGACUUUGUGGUGCCCAACUUCCCCAAGAUAUGGAAGGAGAUUGUCGAUGGCAAGCUUUCCCCCGAGAAUGUGUGCAAGACAAUCAAGUUGUGCUAGGACCACAGUCAUUGACAAUGCCACAGCCGAACUUGCGUUGUUACCAAGGAAACCGUGGCCAUGUUGAAAUUGGCAGCCAUCUUGAAAAAUGUGUAGCAUUUUCUAACGUUAUAAGUUCGAUUAAAAGUGAUUUAAAAGUGCAUAAAUCAGACAAUACGGAUAUCUGUAUAUACCUUAUUUGAUUACUUUGCUUAACAGGACACCUGGUGUUCUUCUUAAAUUCAGUUAACAGUCAAAGUUUAAGUCUCUAUGAAAACAAUUGAAUUAGUUUCAUAUUAGAAUGUACAUAUAUCUACGCCUACUAAUAUCCAUAUGUAUAUGAACUAUUAUGAAAUAACGGCAUGAUUUUGUAUAUAUUUGAAACAUAUCGAAUUAUCUAUUCUGAUGUAUGUCCAAAUAUAUUCUACAUUGUUGAUUUUUAUAAUAAUGUUUGUAAAUACAUGAUUACUUCCAAUAAACACGUGAAGCUGCCGUUGAAAAA
Messenger RNA from Haliotis rubra (blacklip abalone), 3655 nucleotides. RefSeq lists its product as uncharacterized. The transcript is spliced from 31 exons. The coding region runs from base 76 to 3174 and encodes 1032 amino acids. Gene Ontology annotation, biological process: sphingolipid metabolic process. The record is from RefSeq and is a predicted model, not a curated record. Lineage: Eukaryota; Metazoa; Mollusca; Gastropoda; Lepetellida; Haliotidae. Gene Ontology annotation, cellular component: lysosome.